Molecule: messenger RNA, 3065 nt
Organism: Mesocricetus auratus (golden hamster)
Lineage: Eukaryota; Metazoa; Chordata; Mammalia; Rodentia; Cricetidae
Gene: Kif20a
Product: kinesin family member 20A
Exons: 19
Coding region: 211-2868 (885 amino acids)
Biological process (GO): microtubule-based movement
Cellular component (GO): kinesin complex; nucleus; microtubule
Molecular function (GO): microtubule binding; ATP hydrolysis activity; ATP binding
Source: RefSeq, a predicted model, not a curated record
GGCGGCCUCCCGGUCGGCUCCGCCCCCCUGCUUCUCCCCGCCCCCGCAACCCCGCGGAUUGGCGGCUGCAGACGGCGCGUUCUGAUUGGCGGGACGGGCUCAGCGCGCCGUUUAAAACGGUUUGCGGUGUCUGCGCGUUAGUGCCCUCCUGCCCGGCUAGUCUUCGUCUCCCUGUGGACGCUGGCUGACUCUCUCCCCCCACCCCUUGCGAUGGAUCGCGGGAUCCUCUCUCCGCCCGCGGACUUGCUGUCCGAUGAGGAUGCUCUAGCCUCCCCCGUGUUUGAGUCCACAGCUGCGGACCUGAGGUCUGUAGUCCGAAAGGACCUGUUGUCAGACUGCUCUGUCAUCUCCGCGCCCCUGGAAGACAAACAGGCUCCGUUUGAGGACACUGCACAGAGGGUGAAAGUUUACCUCCGAGUCAGACCCUUGUUGACUCCUGAGUUGGACCGACAGGAAGAUCAGGGCUGUGUCCGUAUUGAGAAUACAGAGACCCUUAUGCUACAAGCACCCAAAGAUUCCUUUGCCUUGAAGAGCAAUGAGAGGGGAAUUGGUCAGGCCACCCACAAAUUCACCUUUUCCCAGAUAUUUGGACCAGAAGUGGGACAGGCAGCCUUCUUCAACCUGACGGUGAAGGACAUGGUAAGGGACGUGCUCAGAGGGCAGAACUGGCUCAUAUACACAUAUGGAGUCACCAACUCGGGGAAAACCUACACGAUCCAAGGUACCGUUAAGGAUGGGGGGAUCCUGCCACGGUCCUUGGCUCUCAUCUUUAAUAGUCUCCAAGGCCAGCUUCAUACGACACCUGAUCUGAAGCCCUUGCUCUCCGACGAGGUAAUCUGGCUAGACAGCAAGCAGGUUCGACAGGAGGAACUAAAGAAGCUGUCCUUGCUAACGGGAGGCCUCCAAGAGGAGCUGUCCACCUCGUUGAAGAAACGGGCCCACGCUGACAGUCGGAUGGGUACCAGCACCAGCUUCGACAGUGGUGUUGCUGGGCUCUCUUCCACCAGUCAGCUCCCCAGCAGUAGCCAGCUGGAUGAAACAAGUCAGUCAUGGGCACAGCCAGACACUGCCCCAGUAAGUGUCCCAGCAGACAUUCGCUUCUCUGUCUGGGUCUCCUUCUUUGAGAUCUACAAUGAGUUGCUCUAUGACCUGUUAGAACCACCUAGCCAUCAGCACAAGAGACAGACCCUGCGGCUGUGCGAGGACCACAACGGCAAUCCUUACGUGAAAGACCUCAACUGGAUUCAUGUUCGAGAUGUUGAGGAAGCCUGGAAACUCUUGAGAGUGGGUCGUAAGAACCAGAGCUUCGCUAACACCCACCUGAACCAGAACUCCAGUCGGAGUCACAGCAUCUUCUCAGUCAGAAUCUUGCACCUUCAAGGAGAAGGGGACAUGGUGCCCAAGAUCAGUGAACUGUCACUCUGUGAUUUGGCCGGCUCAGAGCGCUGCAAAGAUCAAAAAAGUGGUGAGCGGCUAAAGGAAGCAGGAAACAUUAACACUUCUCUGCACACCCUGGGUCGAUGUAUUGCUGCCCUGCGACAAAAUCAGCAGAACAGGUCAAAGCAGAGCCUGAUUCCUUUCCGAGACAGCAAGCUGACUCGUGUGUUCCAAAGCUUCUUCACUGGUCGAGGCCGCUCGUGUAUGAUUGUCAAUGUGAAUCCCUGUGCAUCUGCCUAUGAUGAGACUCUUCACGUGGCCAAGUUCUCAGCCCUUGCCAGCCAGCUUGUGCAUGCCCCGCCUGUACAUUUGGGAAUCCCGUCCCUGCAUUCAUUCAUCAAGGAGCACGGUCUUCAGGCGUCCCCUGGCUUAGAGAAAGGGGACCACGCUGACUCAGGCCUUGAUGACCACCCUGAAAACGAGGCUGACCUCUCCAUGUAUGGCAAGGAGGAGCUACUACAAGUGGUGGAAGCCAUGAAAGCCCUGCUUCUAAAGGAACGACAAGAAAAGCUGCAGUUGGAGAUGCAGCUCCGGGAGGAAAUCUGCAACGAGAUGGUGGAGCAGAUGCAGCAGCGGGAGCAGUGGUGCAGUGAGCAUUUGGACAACCAAAAGGAACUGUUGGAGGAACUGUAUGAAGAGAAGCUAAAGAUCCUGAAGGAGUCACUGACAAGUUUCUACCAAGAAGAGAUUCAGGAGCGGGAUGAGAAAAUUGAAGAGCUAGAAACUCUAUUGCAAGAAGCCAAAAAGCAGCCUGUGGCCCAACAGCCAGGGUCUACACUGUCCCUGCGGCGGUCACAGAGGUUGGCAGCCUCUGCCUCCACGCAGCAGCUGCAGGAAGUCACAGAUAAACUAGCACAGUGCAAAGCAGAGCUCCGCUCCACAACUGAAGAGCUGCAGAAGUAUCAGCAAAUGUUAGAACCACCACCUACAGCUAAGCCCUUCACCAUUGAUGUAGAUAAGAAGCUAGAGGAGGGCCAGAAGAAUAUAAGACUGCUACGGACAGAGAUUCAGAAACUAGGACAGUCUCUGCAGUCAGCAGAAAGGGCCUGUUGCCACAGCACCGGAGCAGAAAAACUUCGGCAAGCCUUGACCAACUGUGAUGACAUCUUAAUCAAGCAGAACCAGACCCUGGCUGAGCUACAAAAUAACAUGAUGCUAGUGAAACUGGACCUGCGGAAAAAGGCAGCCUGCAUUGCCGAGCAGUAUAACACUGUGCAAAAGCUCCAAAGCUCUUCUGCUAAAAAGCGGCUGGGGACAAACCAGGAAAAUCAGCAACCGAAUCAUCAACCCCCAGGAAAGAAGCCAUUCCUUCGAAACCUACUUCCCCGAACACCCACCUGCCCAAGCUCUACCGACAGCGGCCCUUACACGAGGAUCUUGCGCUCACGGCACUCUCCUUUGCUCAGAUCUCCUUUUGGCAAAAAAUACUAAAGUUGUGGAGAUGAAGAUGCAUGCUUGAUGAUCUGAGGCUGCUCAGCUUAUAAGUCUCUUAAGCUUUAACACAUACACACACAUAUAUAUAUAUAUCCUGAACUGUAUCCAGAAUUAUUGUAUUAUAGUCACUUAUAUAAUCUUUUUUUUUCUGUGCACAAAUAUUAUACUGAAUAAAGACAUGGUUUAUGCUUUUA